AUGUCACAUCCCGGAUCCUCCUCCGAUUGUGAUGGGAACAGUUCCCAUAGAGGUGAACUCUUUGUCUACGUUAUGCGGCUCAUGGCAGAUUAUACGAUUCAGACCCUGGAGGAGCUCUCCGAACUACAGAAUUCCUCACCACAGGUUCUUUCAACGCCACAAAUGGAAAGUGGACACGAAGGGAAAGCCGCACCUUCCCGCACGUCGGACGAGGGGAUAACUUUGGCAUUGGGGGAUAUGGUGGAAUACGGCAGUGAUGAGAUACGCGAGCUUGCCUUUCGAACGAAACGAAUAAAACGGGUUGUGGGCCUCGUAGAGCAGUGGGCUCGUCGUCAGCAGGAGCGUACACGGCAUCGAGGCCAGCAGAGCCACCGAUCUGAUCCCACAAAUACUUCGUGUAAUGAGGAAAUUUUGGGUUUUAAAAGCCAAGACGAAAACGGUUCUCGAUCAGCGGGAUCGAGCGGGUUCACAGUUAGAGCCCACAGCACGGUGGCAAUUCGAGCGAUUGAAAGCCUCCACGAUUGCCUUGUCAGGAUUAAUACGACGGAGGCCCGUCCUGUCGAAAUCACGUGCACAGGCGAGAGCUCCUCCAUGAUUCAACCUAUAGCACGUUCGAGGGGGUUAAUGGAGGCUUCAACUGAGUUGUACAGCACCAACGUGCGAAUGAUGUUUCGCAAGAUGAGUAAAAGUGCGACCAAGUUGAAGAUACAUUCACCUUCCGCGUCCACUACACACUCUAUCGAUGGACUGGAAAGGACGCUGGAAGGCCAAAAGCGUCCAAGAUCUUCGGAUGAUGGUAAAGAGCCCGAAUUGAGUUCUACCACGAUAGGGAACGCAUUAUCGAGCGUAUUCGACGAAAUAUCAUCCUCGCAAAGAGAACAGCGACUCUCCCUUUACGCAGGACGUGUUCCGCUCUUACCGAAGUUGGAUACUUUUGCCAUGGGUAUCGCGUCAAAUUCUUCAAGUUUUAUCUACCUCUCACCCGCGAUUCGGCGAUACGCGGCGCUCAAUCUUUCUGCGGAGAGGCAGAUGCUCCAGCGCGUGUGGCGUGUGACCUGCAAAGCGCAGGUAUUACUGCAGCUUCCUCGACUUCAUCAGGCUGAAGAGGCCUAUCACGAGCAGCUUCGCAACUUGUCGUCGAGGCAGGGGGAUUCAAGUGGCAAAGCCUUGAGAGAUCUCGCCCAACAUCGUUAUUUUCGGUUUGUACACGUCAACGAGGGUGUUAUACGGGUAGAUGUUCAGCAUGGCCUCUUAAUAGAUUUUACUUAUAACUGUGCGGGGGGGCAAUGGGUUGUUUUGAAAUUGCAUUGGAAUAUAUGGGUUCCGACUGCCUCUCUUUGGUUUUCUUCAUCGUUCUCUCCAAACACAACGGAGGAUUCUGCGAGGAAAAGGCUACCGUUUAAGACGCCUGCGGGAAUUUUCGACGGCGGUGCGCACGUUGCUGACAGUGGCAUUCGCGUGGUGUUGCCUCAACGUCAGGACGUGAUGCUGCGUUUUAUACAGAAAAACUUCACCAAUGGCGGCCUAGAAGGUGGUCUGCUUGCUGCGAACCAUUUGCUGUGUACAGUAGUGAUGGAUACCCUGGCAAAGCAAGCAAAGCAGCUUCAGGAACAUUUUUUCGUUUCGCUGCUAAAGGCCUGUUUUAUUGUGGAUAUUCGUCCAGGAUCGCACCUUGCGGUGCAGCUCAGGCUCCCCAUUGCCGACCAUCAGACACAAUCCGAUGGCGGAAAUGCUUCGGCGGUUUUCGUCAACUUGCACAAGUUUUAUCUCACCGCCGGCACGGUGCUGGUGGAGUCGACCUUGACGAGCAGGCGCACUGCGGUCCAUGAAGGCUUGAAUACCCAACUUUUACUAUCCAAUGCGUCUCUUGUUGACGGAAAUAGGUUGCUUGUGAACCUUGAGCAGUGGUUGUGGGAGGGGGUCUUCGCUACUGAUAAUGUUGAUCGAGCAGCACUGCAUUAG
This is a messenger RNA of Phytomonas sp. Hart1, 1962 nucleotides long. Lineage: Eukaryota; Euglenozoa; Kinetoplastea; Trypanosomatida; Trypanosomatidae. The record is from the annotation of a GenBank genome assembly.